AUGGGUCCCACAGGAGAUCAAACUCAUGUGUCGACCCGUGUUAUGGGUACCUUCAGUUAUGCCUCUCCAGAGUAUGUCAUGACCGGUCACCUGACGGCGAAAAGUGACGUUUAUGGCUUUGUGGUUGUCUUGCUUGAGAUGCUGAUCGGGCGGCGGGCCAUGGACAAGAGUCGGCCCAGCCGUGAGCACAACCUCAUCGAGUGGGCCCGGCCGCUCCUCAACCACACCAAGAAGCUCCUCAGGAUACUCGACCCAAGAAUCCAGGGCCAAUACUCGACAAAAGUCCUCAUGAAAGUGGCGAAUUUAGCCUACCAAUGCCUCAGCCAGAACCCGAAAGGAAGGCCCAACAUGAGCCAAGUCAUCGAGAUACUCGAGCCCUUGGUGGCCCACGAGCUGAGGUUGGAAGACGUGGGACCACCCAACGGAGGUUGGUGCGUGACGCUUUACGAGGUCCCGAAGAGUGUCGAGAAUAAUACAAGUAAUAAUAAUAAACAGGGGAAUGGAAGGAGCAAAAGCGAGCCUCCAAAGGAGUGUGAAAUUUACGAGCCUUCUUUAGAGGUUUCAAAGGUCGAGAGAUCAAUGUCCGAUGUAUGUUUUGAGUGA
Molecule: messenger RNA, 603 nt
Organism: Striga hermonthica
Lineage: Eukaryota; Viridiplantae; Streptophyta; Magnoliopsida; Lamiales; Orobanchaceae
Source: the annotation of a GenBank genome assembly